This is a messenger RNA of Tachysurus fulvidraco (yellow catfish), 1784 nucleotides long. RefSeq names its product protein phosphatase, Mg2+/Mn2+ dependent, 1Ab (gene ppm1ab). The record is from RefSeq and is a predicted model, not a curated record. Gene Ontology annotation, biological process: negative regulation of canonical NF-kappaB signal transduction; positive regulation of canonical Wnt signaling pathway; positive regulation of canonical NF-kappaB signal transduction. The transcript has 6 exons. The coding region runs from base 309 to 1505 and encodes 398 amino acids. Gene Ontology annotation, molecular function: magnesium ion binding; manganese ion binding; protein serine/threonine phosphatase activity. Gene Ontology annotation, cellular component: nucleus; cytosol. NCBI's taxonomy places the organism in Eukaryota, Metazoa, Chordata, Actinopteri, Siluriformes, Bagridae.
AAAUGGACCUUACUAUAUCACAGUAACGCGCUUCUCUUUUGUCGCUAUAGAAACGGGGGCUCUUUCUUUCUUUUCCAGUUCUUCCACCUAAUUUAAUUACGCAAGCUAGUGAGUAAGUCUGCUAACACGCUAGCCAGCUGAUUAGCUAAUACCUGUCUUAUUGUUUACUUUUGGAGCUAGCAACUAGUGACGAUAGUUAAGCUGCUGGUUAGUGUGACAGCUGGUCUCUGAUCUCUGCGGUUUUUAUUUUUAUUUUUUUGCAUUUCAGCUUCACGUUCACUAAAAACCUUUAAGGAGAUUUGACAAAAAUGGGUGCUUUCUUGGACAAGCCAAAGAUGGAGAAGUUUAAUGAGCACGGGGAUGGAAACGGUGUGCGCUAUGGCCUGAGCAGCAUGCAGGGAUGGAGGGUCGAGAUGGAAGAUGCACACACGGCGGUCAUUGGCCUGCCUCAUGGCCUGAACACGUGGGCGUUUUUUGCUGUUUAUGAUGGGCAUGCUGGCUCUCAGGUGGCACGGUACUGCUGCGAACAUCUGCUGGAGCACAUCACCAGCAACCCAGAUUUCAGAGGCGGAGGCCCAGGUGGAGGCAGUGAAGUUUCUCUUCCAGAGCCAUCAGUGGAGAGCGUGAAGAACGGCAUUCGCACAGGCUUCCUGCAGAUCGAUGAGCACAUGCGGGCCAUUUCAGAGCGCAAGCAUGGUUCUGACCGCAGUGGCUCUACUGCCGUGGGAAUCAUGAUCUCUCCAAGCCAUUUUUAUUUCAUCAACUGUGGUGACUCACGGGCUCUGCUAAGCCGUGGUGGCCGGGUCCAUUUCUUCACUCAAGACCACAAGCCCAACAACCCUUUGGAAAAGGAAAGGAUUCAGAAUGCGGGCGGUGCUGUUAUGAUUCAGCGGGUCAACGGCUCUCUGGCUGUCUCUCGUGCUCUUGGAGAUUUUGACUACAAGUGUGUGCAUGGGAAAGGCCCCACAGAACAGCUGGUGUCUCCAGAGCCAGAGGUGUAUGAGAUCGAAAGGUCAGAUGUAGAGGAUGAGUUUGUGGUAUUAGCCUGUGAUGGAAUCUGGGAUGUCAUGUCCAACGAGGAACUAUGUGACUACGUGCGCUCACGGCUAGAGGUGACCGACGACCUGGAGACGGUGUGUAACGAAAUAGUGGACACCUGUUUGUACAAGGGUAGCCGUGACAACAUGAGCGUGGUACUGGUAUGUUUUCCAGGUGCACCCAAGAUCAAUCCAGAAGCUGUGAAGAGAGAAGCUGAGCUGGAUAAGUACUUGCAGAACAAAGUAGAAGAGCUCAUUCAGAAGCAGGGCGUGGACAGCAUUCCAGACUUAGCCCAUGUGAUGUGUGUGUUAGCGACGGAGAGCAUCCCCAACCUUCCACCUGGGGGAGAGCUGGCUAGCAAACGCAGCGUUGUCGAGGAAAUGUACAAUAGACUCAACCCAAACCAAAGUGACAGCACUUGUGGAGCGACCAACUGGGGCAAUGUAUGCGGAUCCUCCAGGCUCUAAAUAGGAUCCUUUCUUUUCCUCUCAUACUUUUUACACACGUUUUGAAGAAAAAGAUGCUGAUAUCAUGAUCCAGCAACACCAGGGGCUUCCAGUUUUACGACUACUGUAAGAAGACCUACUGCUACCUCUAAUUACACUCUUUGUAUUCUGCCUUAAAAACUGUCUAAGAAAGACAGAUACAGGUAUAAUAAUGAGGAAAGUCAACUGGAAGUCUGUGAACAUUAUAUGUAGCAUGUGCUGAAAGCAAUUCCUACUUAAGAAUAAAUGUCUAUAGAUCAA